Parnassius apollo (apollo) is the source of this 423-nucleotide messenger RNA. The record is from the annotation of a GenBank genome assembly. Lineage: Eukaryota; Metazoa; Arthropoda; Insecta; Lepidoptera; Papilionidae.
AUGCUAAAUCCUACAGCAAUUCUGGAGCCUGAAAUAAAAAAGAAAUUCACUUCCAUUGCAGAUUUACUUUAUUACUUCCCAAAGAUUUGUCCAAAUAAUAUAACGGAACUGGAUAGAGAAUGGCGAAUGUUAAGAAAUGUCGAUUUUUCUUUCAACCAAAACAAAACUCCCGAUAUUAUCGACUUUUGGAAACAUGUACAAGAAUUAAGAAAUGGAGACGAAUCUCAAACAUUCCCCACAUUGUGUGAAUUGGUAAAUAAGCUUUUGUGCCUACCACAUAGCAGCGCCGCCGUGGAAAGGUUAUUUUCUGCUAUAAAUAUUAUGAAAACCAAAUUACGCAACAGAAUAUCGACUACAACUAUUAAAGGAGUAUUACACACUAAAUCCGAAAUAACCGAUUGCUAUUCAUUUGAAGCCACAUAA